This is a messenger RNA of Symbiodinium necroappetens, 1917 nucleotides long. Lineage: Eukaryota; Dinophyceae; Suessiales; Symbiodiniaceae. The record is from the annotation of a GenBank genome assembly.
AUGAAGACCUCUGCUACCGACGGGCCUUGGGCUGUGCAGUUCGCCCUCCUCAACAUGCGAAACCAACAGCUUCAGCCCACCACAGUGAGCUUCGUGUUGAGCAUGGUGGCACUUGGGGAGCUACGGCACAGAUGGGAGCACGGGCUUCGGUUCUUUGCACAGAUGACGGCGACUGCGAUUCAGGUGAACGAAAGGUGCCUCAGUGCCAGCAUUGGGCUACACUCCAGGUGCAGUCAGUGGGAAGCUGCCGCCAAUCUGCUGAGUCCUUCUCUAGACGACGCCUGCUUUAAUGCGGCAUUGCUGAGGAAUGAAUGGCGCAGGUCACUUUCCCUGCUUCUUCAAAUGGAUUUUCUGGGCCUACGGCACACCAUUAUCACCCUUGAUACAGUGCUUCGUGCCUACCGAGAGGCUCAUCUGAAUUGGAGGGAAGCAAUGGACAUUGCUUCAAGAUGGGCAGUUCCCCAACGGAGGCUCCCUGCUGCAGUCUACGGCACCCUAGUUUGUACGUGUAGCUCUGCAAGGCAGCUGUCGAUGGCUAGCCGUUUGUUUCGCCUCAUGUGCCGAUCGCGUGUGUCCCCCGUAAGCUUAGCUGACCCUGUCCGGGCCUUCAGAGAUAAUGCAGCUUGGCACGAGACGCUGCAUCUGCUUGAUGUAUUGAAUUCCUGCGGCGCGGAGGCAGACGCUGCAAGCUGCAAUGCACUCUUGGGCUCUUGCAGCACAAGCUCUUGCUGGGCAGUUGCAUGGGAAAUCAUGGCCCGUCUGAGCCAGGCCGACAUAAAGAGAGAUGCCCACUGCAUUCUCGCUGCCGUCGAUGCCUGCGGCAAAGCGAGUAGCUGGCAAGCUGCCCUGACCAUGAUAUCUGACAGCAUGAGAGCCGACACCGUCAUGACAAGUCACUGCCGCAACGCUGCCAUCAGCGCAUGUGUGCCGGGGCAGUGGCCGAGAGCCUUGAUACUGGCAAAUGGGCGGAAAGAGCAAAUCGCGGCAACGGUUGUCACGCUUGGUGCACUGCUUAGUACUUUCACAGAAGGGCAACAGUGGCGGGCAGCUUCAAGCACCUUUUGCCACAUCAUGGUGCAUCGUACGCAACCAAAUGUAGUCGUGUAUAACACUCUUAUCAGUGGUUGCGGGAACCGCCAGGUCUGGCAGCAUAGCUUGCAGCUGGCCCAGGCACUCAAGUCCGCGAAGCUGCAAGGUGAUGAGAUCACAUACAAUGCGCUCAUCAGCGCAUGCGAGAAAGGAGGGAGGUGGGAUGCCGCUGUCAGCGCAUUAGAGGAAAUGGGACUACAGAGUGUGCCGUGUGGCACCACUUCCAUCAAUUCGGCCGCUCGUGUGCAGUGGAGACAAGCUGUGACUGUAUUGGAAGAGAUUUGCACAAACUGGCUACAAGCCGACUCCUUCACGAUGACGGCUGUGAUCGGAGCAGCUGAGAGGGAAGGAGCUUGGAUGCAAUCCCUGCGCAUGCUCCAACAGUCGGCCGCCAACUACCUGCGGCUUCAUUCCGUUUGCAUCAAUGCAGCCGUUAGUGCAUGCCAGAAGGGAGGCAGCUGGACUGUUGCAGUAUACUUACUAGACUCCAAUCAUGAACCAGAGAUCAUCACAUUCAAUGCCUGCAUCAGUGCUUGUAGCAAGUGUGUCCAGUGGCAGCUUGCUACAAACAUGCUUUGCAGAGCGGGGCGUGGAGGGCUGGUGCCAAGUCAUAUAACUCAUCAAGCUGUGCUUGAGGCGUGUUACGGGGCACGCCAAUGGCAGAGAAGUAUUUUGACAUACAGCAGAGAGCAGGUCUGGGAUGUGGCAAGCUGUAGUAUAGCUGUGCUUGCGAGCCGUGGAGCAUGUCUUGGCUUGACUGCCAUCUUCUUGGCCCAACUGAAGGUAGGCCUCCUUGGGCAACUGCGUUCCGGCACCCAGCGUGCUUAG